This is a messenger RNA of Phragmites australis (common reed), 2217 nucleotides long. RefSeq names its product heat stress transcription factor A-2b-like. Gene Ontology annotation, molecular function: RNA polymerase II cis-regulatory region sequence-specific DNA binding; DNA-binding transcription factor activity. The record is from RefSeq and is a predicted model, not a curated record. The transcript has 3 exons. NCBI's taxonomy places the organism in Eukaryota, Viridiplantae, Streptophyta, Magnoliopsida, Poales, Poaceae. Gene Ontology annotation, cellular component: nucleus. Gene Ontology annotation, biological process: regulation of transcription by RNA polymerase II. The coding region runs from base 543 to 1751 and encodes 402 amino acids.
GCAACCCUGAUCCGUAAGGGACGCAGCGACACCUGUCCCUGGAAGUCCAUCUGCGACCCAGGCCCAGACCCGUUCUGGCCACGUGCCCCACCCUCCCUCACCUCACCGCCCAGAGCAGCGACCCUCGUCUUUCUCCUCUCCACUUCCCCACCAGUCCCCGCCGCUCCACGAGUCCACGACCCCAGCACCCGCACCCUCACCUUCCAGAACCUUCCUUUCCCAAAGUCGCCACCCCUACCCGCCCCCAAGAGCCACCACCCCUACCACCCUCCUCCUCGCGCUCGUGACCACUGACCACCCCUUCGCUGCUCCGGGCACCAACAAAGAUCCCGUCUUGAUGCCAGGUUCUUGACGCCUUUGAUUUCCUCCUGGCGUGUUGCUUUGGUCCCAGGUUUGUCGGCUGCCUUUUACCUGUACUUGCAGCUGCAAGUGCGGGGAGAUAAUAGUGAGGUGUUCUUGGCAGGAUUGCUCCUAAUCUUGUCUCCCCUGCCCAUGCUAGAUGCUACCCCUUUUCUCGUCGCACAGAAGCUGCGUGUGUGUGUAUGUGUGUCCUGUACAAGAGGGCAGCUUCUUGUUACAGUUCUUGGCCCUGUGACCAUUUCUGGCAUCCGAGUAGAGAUUCUAGUGUUGUUUCUUGGUUAGGACCAGUGAAGAUUUUGGUUAUGGACCCAAUGUUGAACCCGGUUAAGGAGGAGAGCCAUGGGGAUGGAGGCUUCUCUGGUGCGGCCGGGGAUGGGCCAGCGGUGGCGGCACCGAGGCCGAUGGAGGGACUGUAUGACGCGGGGCCGCCGCCGUUCCUGACCAAGACCUAUGACAUGGUGGACGACCCGACCACCGACCACAUCGUGUCGUGGAGCGCCACCAACAACAGCUUCGUGGUCUGGGAUCCGCACGCCUUCGCCACCGUGCUGCUGCCCAGGCACUUCAAACACAACAACUUCUCCAGCUUCGUCAGGCAGCUCAACACCUAUGGUUUUAGGAAGGUGGAUCCUGAUCGGUGGGAAUUUGCCAAUGAGGGUUUUUUACGGGGACAGAGGCACCUCCUGAAGAACAUAAGGCGUCGAAAACCUCCUCCUCAUAAUGCCCCAAACCAACAGUCUCUUGGCCCAUACCUUGAGGUGGGGCACUUUGGAUAUGAUGCAGAGAUUGACCGGUUGAAGAGAGACAAGCAACUGUUGAUGGCAGAAGUGGUGAAGCUAAGGCAGGAGCAGCAGAACACAAAGGCAAAUCUCAAAGCCAUGGAGGAUAGGCUACAAGGUACUGAGCAGAAGCAGCAGCAGAUGAUGGCGUUCUUAGCACGUGUCAUGCAAAAUCCUGAAUUCCUAAAGCAGCUGAUGUCCCAGAAUGAGGUGAGAAAGGAGCUCCAAGAAGCCAUUUCGAAGAAACGAAGGCGUCGCAUUGAUCAGGGACCUGAAGUUGAUGACUUGGGUGCUAGUAGCAGCCUGGAGCAAGGUUCACCAAUUCUCUUUGAUCCUCAGGAGUCAGUUGAAUUCCUUGUUGACAGAAUCCCAACUGAUCUUGAGAGUUCAGCUUUGGAUGCUGAAAUUCUGGUUGAGCUACAGGAUGUUGAUCUUGGCACCUCUGAACAGCAGCAAAACGAGCCCCAGGGGGAGUUGAACGAAGACUUCUGGGUGGAACUGCUGAACGAAGGACUUGGUGAGGAGAACAACCCCAUUAUCGAGGAUGAUAUGAAUGUGCUGUCCAAGAAGAUGGGUUAUCUCUACUCAGAUAGCUCAACAUCUCGGAAAUAAUUUUGUUUCAUUGUGCCACAUUGCCGUCACCUUGUCAUGUUCAUUGUAUCAGGAUCUGCAGCUUCUGAGUUCUACUGUGCCCUCAAGAUGGCAAUUGUUCCGCGACUCGGGUUUUUUAUGCCUCCUGAACUCCCUGUCAAUGGGAGGGUUUUCUUCCAUGAAAUCGCCAGCACUUACCACGGUGUCUGGGAAGAACUGCGAGUAUAUCUAAUCUGACUGACUAGUGAUUGCUGCUUGCCCGGCGUUGCUCUUUUGGACAAGUGAGUAAUGCUGUUUAGGAAGGUGUUGGUUGUUUAGGGCUUUAUGCCUGUCAGCAUGUACAGUGAGUAAUGCUGUUGAUCCUUGCAUGUUUCGGUCUGUGCUGUCCUAAUUAUCUUCUGUGUAAUUUACUAAUUUAUGCAGUGGCAUACUUUGCUGUAUUGCAUUCUGAUGUUAAAGUUGUAGACUAGUAGAUGAACUAAAAUUA